UGUCUUCUUCCUUCUUCAAAAGGGUCUGGAAGUGCUUUGUCGUAGCCAAUUUUGCCCUUGCAGUUGUGAUCCAUCAAGCCAUUACAAGGAACCCAACACCAGAGAUGAUUCUUGGCUUACCCUUUUAUGCUCAGAAUUGCUUCAUCAUCUCCUUCUGCCUUUCCUGCCGUGCUAUUAAGCACAAGCCUUUCCGCCUCAUCUCCAUUGUGAGUUUCAUUAUCGGUUGGGGUUUCCUUGGGUGGUUCUUCACUCACACCACCAACAUUCCAAUGAGAAAGGGACACAAGCCUUUCACCUUGGCCGAUCUGGAAGUGGUUGUAUACAUCGCCAUUGCCCACUGGGUUUAUGACACUAUGAAAGGCAAGACUUACGGCUUCAUUAUUACGAUCGCGAGCUUGAUUCUAGGUUCGGUUUUCCUCAGGAUCGCACUCACCAACACUCUAAUGAAGAAUGGAACCGCAGGCCAGCUACUCCUACACUUCAGCCACUCUCACCAUUAGGUUAAUGCUGCUGUUUUUACACGCUUAUGUUGUUAGGGAACAAAUCUUAGUUUCUAUUUCAGUAGGAGUGACUUAUGAUAUAGUAUUAUAGUUUAGUUGAUCUAUGACUUUCGUUUUCUUGAAUGCAAAUUAAAUUCUCUGUUCUGGUUAGU
Molecule: messenger RNA, 652 nt
Organism: Lotus japonicus
Lineage: Eukaryota; Viridiplantae; Streptophyta; Magnoliopsida; Fabales; Fabaceae
Exons: 2
Coding region: 105-500 (131 amino acids)
Source: RefSeq, a predicted model, not a curated record